CCGUGUGGCGAGACGGGGAAAAAAAUCGACCUGACCGAGAAGAGCCGCUUCUGCAUAUCUUAAAACACGCCGUGAACAGAGCGGCAUCCAAACAACAACAACAACAACAACAACAACAACAACACACAAACAGGCCGCGGGGAACCCGAGCAGCGGUCCGAUGUUCACCGUUGCUCUCGGCGAAGACGGCGCAAUUGCGCAGGCCAAGGCGAAGCUGGAGUCAUGGAGGGCAAUGGUGGAGAAGGCGGAUGAUGUCAAAGCAAGGCUGGUUUUGGAAAAACUCGGUGAAGUCGAGGCCAAGAAAAAGGCCCAAGCGAACAUGUACGCACUUCUGGAGCAGUUCGAUCAGUGCACCAAGAGCCACCGUGCAGCCAUGGACAAAAUACAGGGUGACAUCCUCAAGCUUGAGAGACAUAACCAGGAUCUGAUGGAGACUCUGAAGAGACGCCGAUCCGAACUAGAAGAGAAAACAGAUGAUUUUACGAGGCUGAAGCAGAAAUCCAAGAUUUACGCCAACAUCCCGAAAACGAAGCUACAGUUCAUUGAAAAGGAGAGCAAUGGAGACAAGGACAGCGGCCAUCAAAUCAAAGGAGUGUUCACCAUCUCACAGAGACCCACUAUGCUUCUCACAGGAGGACACGCACUCCUCACCUUCACAGAGGAGAAAGUUGCUUCUCAGUUAUUGAAGAUGGCCAAGUGCUCCGUGUCUUGUGAUGGAGCCUGGGUGGAUGUUAAACCAAAACAAUUUAUUCUGGAGCCUUCUGUGAAGUUUGAGAUCCACUCUGAUGUUUCCAAGAAGGAGGUUGAGAUUUUCAGUCCACCACCAGUUACGCCAGAAGAGAGAAUGAAGGACCGACUAGAGAUAAGCUUCUCUAAGCCCAGCCGGGGGGGAGGAGAGGUGGAGAAAGUGGAAUAUGAUGGGACCAGUGGCAGAGGCAAAAUCACCUUCCUCAACACUGGAGUCGCUGAGAACCUGGCCCUGAUGGGGAAGUAUCCUGUUGAUCUGGACAAGAAAGUGGCUAUACAGGUUGACCCUGUGUACAGCUUCCAGCUAUGCAAGUUUCAGGUCUUCUGCAGCACUUCAAAGCGUACCAUCCUCCUGAAUGAUAUCGUAGACAUAGUAGAUGAAGAAGACCUUCAGGAUUACCUGGAGAUCCACUUCCAGAAGCCCAACAACUACGGGGGUGAGAUCGAGUCGAUCAAGUACAUCCCUAAUGACAACAAUCUCCAGGCCUUUUUCGUUGAAGACACCAAUGAAACAGACGUGUAAUGUUAACCGCUAUGGCCCCAGUCUCCAACAGUUAAACUGUGUUUGGUGCUUUUCCAAAUGAAACGAAACGCACUAUACUUUCUUGUAUUACUAAUAGAUAGUUCAACUAAUAAUGAUUUAAUAUGCUUUGAGUUAUUUGAAAAUAUGAUGCAAGUGAAUUUUGGCUUGUUUUUUUUUUGGCUUUCUAUCAACCAAAGGUUCAAACGUUUGGUUGUCCUCAGGACUUGAGACAUCAGGAAGGCAGAUCACAAAAAUGUGGACUCACAAUGUGUUAUUCUGGUGCUGAACCUAUCAAGGUUGUGUUGCGCCAGAUGCUGACAGCUUGUGCAAUCUAAGAUAAUAUCUGGGAAUUGAUUUGAAGGGGAUGGGCAGGGAUGACACUCUUUAUUUGCACAUUUUAUUAAAGCAUUCCUUGUUGAUUAGAGUUGAUUUACUAUUUGAAAGAACACAUUUACUCCCCUUGCCUUUCGCCUCGCUUUAUUCGCACAAGUUGCACGGUGGGUAAAAUGAAACCAGCAGCUGCAGCAUACAAAUAGACAUAUAAUCUCUUGCUGUGGCCUCUAGGUGGUAGUGUCAUGUCAACAUUCACACAUUUGAAUCGUUCACCUUUUUUUUUUUUUGGAAACAGGAAGCAAGUUGUCCUCAGUCAGUAAUGUGCAUCAAGAUGACCUUGACUCGCUCAUUUGAAGCGCUCAUGUCUUUAUGCGUUCGUCCUAUGAUUGAUAAUAAAGAUUUCUGCAAAACAAUUGACGAAGUC
Messenger RNA from Lampris incognitus (smalleye Pacific opah), 2027 nucleotides. It is a transcript of the gene nmi, whose product is annotated as N-myc (and STAT) interactor. Lineage: Eukaryota; Metazoa; Chordata; Actinopteri; Lampriformes; Lampridae. The transcript is spliced from 10 exons. Gene Ontology annotation, cellular component: cytoplasm. The record is from RefSeq and is a predicted model, not a curated record. The coding region runs from base 161 to 1270 and encodes 369 amino acids.